AUGGAGCCCCGCCAAACUCGUUCGCGGACCGCGCAGGCCGCACAGCCCUCACAACCACCCAAGCAAGCUGCCUAUGCGCAAGCUUCGAAUCCCGUCGAGCACACCCCGCAAGAGCAACGGACAUCGGGGACUCAGACACAUCAGUACGGAGACGCGGUUCCCUCGAUCACACGCGGGGCGAGUUCGAAACCAUCGAGCGACGAGGCACGAGCUCGUCUUGAGGAGCAGCACAGACAGGAACAGCGCGAAAUGCGAAACCACGCAGUGGAUUUGGAAUACGGGGUUGAAGAGCAGCCUUCGGAGGGAUACAUUGCCGACUCCGUCGAGCGGAAAGGAAUGGGACAGCAUCGUGCCCAAGCUGGUGCCCAUGCGGGUCCCGUCGGCAGUGCGAAGGGACCGGGACACCCUGGUUUUGGAGCCCAGCCAGAUCUCGCAGCGAGGAUGGAUGAGAAAAGAGCCGAGCAUGACCGAGUCCUGGGUGAAAGAGUAGGGCAGAGUCCUGCGCCUCCGGAUCAUGAGGUUGCGGAGAGAGAGGCUGUCAGGCAACGCAAGUUGCAGCGGAACGAGAACGUGGAUGCAGAGGAGGCCGUUAAGAAGGCGACGGGAGAUCCAGUGGUGGCAAGUCACUGA
This is a messenger RNA of Penicillium cinerascens, 630 nucleotides long. RefSeq lists its product as uncharacterized. NCBI's taxonomy places the organism in Eukaryota, Fungi, Ascomycota, Eurotiomycetes, Eurotiales, Aspergillaceae. Bases 1 to 630 code for a protein of 209 amino acids. The transcript has a single exon. The record is from RefSeq and is a predicted model, not a curated record.